Caenorhabditis remanei is the source of this 1023-nucleotide messenger RNA. RefSeq lists its product as uncharacterized. The transcript has 5 exons. The record is from RefSeq and is a predicted model, not a curated record. NCBI's taxonomy places the organism in Eukaryota, Metazoa, Nematoda, Chromadorea, Rhabditida, Rhabditidae. The coding region runs from base 1 to 1023 and encodes 340 amino acids.
AUGGAAGAUUUUGAGUAUUACAUCCGAAGAGGCUCAGGAACAUCCCAUCAAGAUUAUGAUUUGAUCGAAGGCGUGCAUCCGUUUCGUUGCUGUAUCACCUUCUCAAUUCUCACUUUUGUCUUUUCCGAAUUGUUCAGAAAGAUAAUCAAAGAAAUGAAUUGGAAUGUUGACACGUUGAUGCUAUAUUACGAAUUCAUCAACUCGGUGACGUUUUUCAUGCUUUAUCACUCCGAAGCCGCCAUGUUCCAACAUUAUGGUUACUCCGCAAUGAUUGUUCUGUCGGCGAUUCACUUUGCGGUCAGCUUCUAUCUGAAUCGUAGAGCUGCUGCGUACACCGAUGAUCUCUAUGACCAGGAAAAGCCAGACUGGGUUACACCACCAAACACCGGAGAAGAUGGAAAGAUGCUGCGAACCAUUGGAGCGUUUCUCUCGUACAUUCCCUCUUGUUUCCUUUGGCAUCUCAUUCAACAAUAUACCGCAAUGUAUGUCACGGAACAUGUUGGAAUGUACCAGUUCACCGAUUCGCUUGUUACCAUCAUUGGAUUCGAGUUCUUCUUCAUUGCCAGUCUUCGUCUAGCCUGCGCACUUUUACCCUAUUCUCGACUUCAGAAGUUCAUUCCGUUGAUUUACGCGGGAAUUUUUAAUUCUGGACAAAUCGCUGAAAAAUCUCGUGUCUGGCAUCCGAUCAUCACUUGCAUGGAAAUGUUCACCGGCAACGGACAAAGCUUCGGCGGUUUUCUCUUUCAUUGUGUUAUCCUUUACUCUGGCUGGUUGAUUGCUUCUCAAUUCGCGCCGAAACGGAAGAUUGUGUCACCAUCACUUCUGAAGCUCAGAAGAAAGCACAAGGCAGCUGUGGAGGCAGAGAAAAGGAACGGAACAGAUGCAAGAUUGGUUGAGAAGGCUGCUCUGGAUCGGGAAAGAGAGAUGAGACAUGCAGUGGAACGGGAAUUCUUCGAUGAAACACUCGGAAAUGCGGAAACUUUCUCACUUCAACACUUUGUAUUUGAUCAUUUCAAUCAAUAA